AUGAUGAAGGAUUUUGGCAGAUGUGACGAAAAGCCAAAAAAUAAACACAAGGCAGAAGGGAAAGGUGGUGGGAAGAUUUCUCAAGAGAAUGCUAGAAAUUGUCAAGAAGUCCUGCCGGACUUGACAGAGGUCUUUGCCACAGAAGUAGAUAGUAUCACACAUGUGUCACACUUUUUCUGCUGUCAUCCGUCUAGAAGUCAUCUGCCCUUCACUGAGUUGGCAUCAUGCAACAUUAUAUUCUUGCCAGGGAAUAUACUUGCUUAUCAUGAGAUUGGUCACCAAGUUUGGGCUUUGCCAUUGCUGAAUUGGCAAAGAGACCAUGGCUGA
Melampsora larici-populina 98AG31 is the source of this 327-nucleotide messenger RNA. RefSeq lists its product as uncharacterized. Bases 1 to 327 code for a protein of 108 amino acids. The transcript has 4 exons. The record is from RefSeq and is a predicted model, not a curated record. Lineage: Eukaryota; Fungi; Basidiomycota; Pucciniomycetes; Pucciniales; Melampsoraceae.